This is a messenger RNA of Galeopterus variegatus (Sunda flying lemur), 573 nucleotides long. It is a transcript of the gene MRPL57, whose product is annotated as mitochondrial ribosomal protein L57. The record is from RefSeq and is a predicted model, not a curated record. Gene Ontology annotation, molecular function: structural constituent of ribosome. The coding region runs from base 81 to 389 and encodes 102 amino acids. Gene Ontology annotation, biological process: mitochondrial translation. Gene Ontology annotation, cellular component: mitochondrial ribosome. NCBI's taxonomy places the organism in Eukaryota, Metazoa, Chordata, Mammalia, Dermoptera, Cynocephalidae. The transcript is spliced from 2 exons.
CCGCGAGGCGGGCGUACUUCCGCCGUCGCAUCAGCCUGUCGCUGGCGGGACGCGUCGCCCCGGGGAGCGCGGCUGGCACCAUGUUCCUGACCGCCCUGCUCCGCCGCAAUCGCAUUCCUGGUCGGCAGUGGAUCGGGAAGCACCGGCGGCCGCGCAUCGUGUCUUCGCAUGCGAAGCAGAACAUGCUCCGCCGCUUGGAGAUCGAGGCGGAGAACCACUACUGGCUGAGCACGCCCUACCUGAGCGCCGAGCAGGAGUACGGCCACGCCGCGGCGCGCAGGGCGGCCGCCUUCGAGGCCAUAAAGGCAGCCACGGCCUCCAAGUUCCCCCCGCAUCGGUUUGUGGCGGACCAGCUCAACCAUCUCAAUGUCACCAAGAAAUGGCCCUAACCCUGAGCCGUUAUCCUCCGAUGUUGUAGAUCUGGAGGCUGCCCUGUCUUUACCAGAUCCUGGAACUGAAAACUGUGGCUUCUAUUAAAAUGUCAGCCUUUGGACCAGUCUUAUUAAAACAGAUAUGAGCACAGUGGUCUGCAUAUAGAAUAUCUGGGGCGCUCAGCUCCCUAAUACUUAAAAA